GCAGACUUGCUUUUCGUGCCUCACGAGCUUGGAUUGAAAGGGGGCGGGCUUUGUGCGAGUGUGUCGACUCUCCGCGACGCUUUGUAGGUCGGCGCAGGGCUCUUUAACCGGGCAUAAGCACCGGGCUUAACGGGGAUAUUUCGCUGUGUAAUUUAGACCGGAGGUGGCACUUGAGCGGCAGAGGUGUGAGAAGUAAACAUGAGCGACAAGGGGACAGUGGCAUCUAAGGAGAAGGAGACUGCAGAGAAGAGGGGUCGUGGAAGACCUCGCAAGCUUCCUCAGUCCCAUAAGUUUCAGGAGCCCAGCGGCUCGCCGACUCCAAAGAGGCCCAGAGGACGGCCCAAGGGCAGCAAAAACAAGUCCAAGGGCAAAACAAAGGCAGAACCUGCUCCUGGUAUAAAACGUAGAGGAAGACCCAAGAAGGAGGAAAAGGAAGAGAAGGCAUCACAGGAGUCAUCUGAGCAGGAAGAAGAGGAGGAAGAGGACCAGUAAUACAUAACGGCAUGCUACCUCACUCAACAUACUGACUUACUGUUAACCGUAACUGGACUGUAUCUCCAAAACCAGUGCCACUUUCAAUGACCACUGUUCCCGACAGGGUCCUUGGCCCAAACAAAGGCCAACACAGUCCAUUUUUCAUGCAACAGCACUGGAUAAAACGCUGGACCUUGCUCAAGCAUAGAUCUAAGUAUCACAUGACAGCCGACAGCCCUUUUCUCUACGUCAUGAAAUCUUUUAUACUGGAGAAGGUGGGCUUUUAGGGGCCUAGUGUUUUCUUCUUUUUUUCACCAAAAGAUGGUUUGUAGUUUUUUUUUUCUUUUCCUUCCUCUCUCGCUCUUUACUCAGUGUUACUUAUUGAUUAUACAUGAGCUGGUAGGGGCUGUAGAUUUUCUGUUUUGUACUGGACAAAGGUGACUUUUACCAAUACUCGUCGUGUUUGUGUGACGUGGUUUAACCUAACCUUCGCAUCGUAUGCUAGUUGGAGUUGAGCUUCAGUGUUUAGGAUGAGAAUAGGUCACUGGUGGUAUAUUAAAAAAAAAUCCCGCCUCUUCCCAGUGUCACCUCUCACAAGUAGAACAUCUUAGACAUUUUAGGUUUUAGCUUCUCAAACAGCCUCCUCUGUCAUUGGUGUGUAGCAGGGGAGACAACUAAUGUUUGCCGUUGCUUGUUUUUCUUUUUAUUAUUUGUUUAUUUUCCAGUUUCAUACCAUUUAAAAUCAUGUGUGCUGCUUCUUUUCAAGUGUUGUCAUUUUAAAGUACUAUAGGGUUCCAGGUUGACAGCAUCAGUGUCGUUUCUUCAGGGAGCUUUUACAGACGGUGUUUUUGCCUGCGCACUCGCCCAGUCAAUUGAAGGACAAACUGUAUAACCACGAGCUUAAUAAUAAAAUCGAGAGUUGUUGGUACUUUUCUGACAGGGCUGCACAUUUUUUUUUUCCUGCCACCUGCACCCACUUCUUCACCUAGCAUGGUUCCCAUGUCCUUCCUUAGUUGUGGUAUGCUGUUUUAAAGAUGUGUUUUGCUUUCCGCAAAAAAAAAAAAAAAAAAAAAAAAAAGAA
Messenger RNA from Phycodurus eques (leafy seadragon), 1555 nucleotides. RefSeq names its product high mobility group AT-hook 1a (gene hmga1a). Bases 199 to 492 code for a protein of 97 amino acids. Lineage: Eukaryota; Metazoa; Chordata; Actinopteri; Syngnathiformes; Syngnathidae. Gene Ontology annotation, molecular function: transcription coregulator activity; DNA binding. Gene Ontology annotation, biological process: regulation of DNA-templated transcription. Gene Ontology annotation, cellular component: chromatin; nucleus. The transcript has 5 exons. The record is from RefSeq and is a predicted model, not a curated record.